Molecule: messenger RNA, 1665 nt
Organism: Botrytis cinerea B05.10
Lineage: Eukaryota; Fungi; Ascomycota; Leotiomycetes; Helotiales; Sclerotiniaceae
Exons: 2
Coding region: 280-1350 (356 amino acids)
Biological process (GO): proteolysis
Molecular function (GO): peptidase activity
Source: RefSeq, a predicted model, not a curated record
GCGGGGAAUGUGGAAGUGGAAAAGUCUAGAACGAAUUUACUCUUUGACCAUUAAGGUUACCAUCCAUCAAUAGAAGAGAAUGAUAUUUUUACUAUACAAAAUGUAGUUAAUUGGCGAAUUGAUCAGAUUAUGGACCGAAUGCUGCUUACUUUCUAAUACUUCAGUAGGAGAUCUAGAAUAACUUAUCUCAUUCAUUUACACAAUGCUGACCGCUUAUGAUUACCUCAGACGCAUCUUCCUUGUUCGAUUUUCUUUCCAAAAAUCCCUACGACAUAUUAUAUGCAGGAUGACCAACACAAGCAUGUGAAUAUAAAGUGGCAUGAUAUAUAUAUGUAUAUAUUCCCAAGUCUUCAAUUCUGCAACUCGUCCCAUUCUCAUCUCCCACCAAACCCUCAACAAAUCCAUCCAUCCACACCACCCAAAAUGCUCAUCCCAACCAAAACCGGCACCGCCGAAUACGCGAUUCCCGGCCUCUCCACCCCCUGCAAAACCUGGUACCAAAUCCACGGCUCCCUCACCUCGCCCACCCCACCGCUCAUAAUCCUCCACGGCGGCCCCGGCGCAACCCACGAAUACCUCCUCCCGCUCACUGAUCUCGCUCCCUCCACCCCCCUAAUCUUCUACGACCAAAUCGGCAACGGUCUCUCGACCCACCUCCGCGAAAAGGCCGGCGAUGAAGAAUUCUGGUCCUUCGACCUCUUCAUCCGCGAACUCGAUAAUCUAAUCCUGCAUCUCCAUCUCCAAGACCGGCCGUUCGAUAUCCUCGGUCAUUCAUGGGGCGGAAUGCUCGCUGCAGAAUGGAGUAUCAAAUCUACUUAUUCCUCUCAGCUUCGUCGCUUAAUCCUCUCGAAUACUCUCGCGAGUAUCGAGACCUACGAGCGUGGGGUUGCGGGGCUCAAAAAUAAACUUCCCGAGGAUGUACAGAGGGUUUUGGAUCGCGCGGACGAGACUGGAGAUUAUGAGUCCCCGGAAUAUGAAGCUGCGGUUGAGGUUUUUUAUCAGAGACAUUUGAGUUUGACGAGGCCGUGGCCGCCGAGGGAAAUGGUGGCCGUGCAGAAGUGGCUGGUGGAGGAUCCGACGGUUUAUGGCACGAUGCUCGGUCCAAGCGAACUCGUCGUGACGGGUAAUCUUCGCAACUGGACAUGUAUUCCAAACAUGCAUAAAAUCAAAGUCCCAACGCUUAUGAUUAAUGGUCUAGAGGAUGAAGUACAAGAUGUGACGAUGAGGCCAUUUUUCGAGCAUAUUGACAAAGUGAAGUGGAUUGUGUUGGAUGGUGCGGCGCAUUUGUCGCAUGUGGAUCAGAGGGUGAAGUAUAUGGGGGUUGUGAGAGAGUUUUUGGGGAGUGUUUGAGGGGUUGUGAUGGGAAUAUGAGGGAGAUGGUGAUGGUGAUGGUGAUGGGGGAUGCUAGGUUAAAAAAAAGGGGGGGGGGGGGAGUACGAAUCUGUUUUGUUCUAUGGAAUUGUCUGUCUAUUUGAGUAUUGCAUGUAUUCCUCGAUAUAUCCCACUCUCUUGAAUUGAAUAUACGUCAAAGAAAAUUAAUUCGCCGUGUUUUGAUUAUCAAUAAUCGAUCAUCUCAUCAUUCAAUUUCCAACAUAUCUCACACAUAGUUCUUCUAUACUACUACCCCCUGAUGACGAAGAAUCCCAAUGUUAAUCAGGAUACUCA